This is a messenger RNA of Maylandia zebra (zebra mbuna), 1854 nucleotides long. NCBI's taxonomy places the organism in Eukaryota, Metazoa, Chordata, Actinopteri, Cichliformes, Cichlidae. The record is from RefSeq and is a predicted model, not a curated record.
UCCCGUUCAGCCCUGCUCUCCUGUUCUUGCCGACGGGGCCUUCAUGUUGAACCACCUCUCCACUGCUCUAACGCUCUUCACCCGCCGACUACCCGCUUUCUCCCCACGGACUUUCUCCGGAGCCCUCCGCCGCCUCUGCAGGAUGGAAGCGGCCGUGGUGAGGUGCCUCCCCGGGGAGCCCAAGCUGACCAUCUCCUUCUGUCUGCAGGGCAGCCACAAGCACAUGCUCCGGGACCAGGACGAGCCGCUGGGCAAGGUCCUGGCCCGCAUCUCCAACGGGAUAGCCAAGAACCAAUCAAAAGCAAAGAAAUCCAAGAAGAACCGGGGUCAGGAGCAGCCGGAUGAAGCUGCGGAGCCCACCGUGGUGAAGCUGUUCUACGAUGGGGAAGAGGUGCCGGAGACGGUGCUGAACGCGGAGGCUUGGCAGGACGGCUCCGUGCUGCAGGUGGGAGAUGUUAAAUAUUCAGUGCAGAGGAACGCGCCCACCUUCACCACCGCGGAGCUACCGGUGUCCUUGUUGGCCGGCUUCCCCGUCUGCCCCAAACUGGAGGUGGAGUUUGGGAACGUCCAGGACUGCGAGUUCACCUGGUUCAGAGAAAACUGCCCACACACGAGGUCUGAAGCUCCUGGUAAAGCUUCAGAUCAGGACAGUGGUUGGACUCAGGUUGGAUGUGAGAGAGUUUACAUCCCAUCCAAUCAGGACAUCAGCUUCAGGCUCAAACUGAGCUGCACACCCAAAGAUGGAAGCCGUGGUGGCCUGGCCAAGGAGCUGGUUUCUGUGGGAGCUGUGGAGGCUGGACCAGGUGUGUGCUUGUUUGACAACCGUCAUGCUUUCACAGCCAAAGUCACGGACUGGCCGACUGUGAGAGUGGUGUCGUACAACAUCCUCGCCGACAUCUACGCCCAAACGGACCUUUCCAAGACGGUGCUGUACCCGUACUGCCCCUACGCCCUGCAGCUGGACUACAGACAGAACCUGAUCAAAAAGGAGCUUGCUGGGUACAACUGCGACAUUAUCUGUCUGCAGGAGGUCGAUAAAGGAGUGUAUGUGGACAGUCUGACUCCAGCGCUGGAUGCCUUUGGUCUGAACGGUGUUUUCAAGGUCAAAGAGAAGCAGCAUGAAGGACUCGCUACCUUCUACCGCAGGUCAAAGUUUCGACUCUUGAGCAGUCACGACAUCAUGCUGAGUGAGGCGUUGUCCUCUGACCCCAUGCACGCUGAGCUUCUGGAGAAGGUUUCUGCUAACGGUGCCCUGAAGAAUAAGAUCCUGCAGAGGUCCACCUCGCUGCAGGUCACUUUCCUCGAGGACCUGAAUAAACCCGGCAGGAAGGUCUGUGUGGCCAACACUCACCUGUACUGGCACCCGAAAGGGGGGAAUGUUCGCUUAGUCCAGAUGGGCGUGGCUUUGAAACACCUGAGUCAUGUGAUCAGCGAGGUCGCACCUGGAGCCCCGCUGGUGUUUUGUGGAGACUUUAACUCCACCCCAAAUGCAGGUGUGUUUCAGCUGCUCAGUGAGGCUGUGGUUCCUCCGCAGCAUGCAGACUGGAGCAGCUCGGGGCCAGAGGAGUCCUGCAGCAUGGAGCUGCUCUCUGACAUCCCCCCUCUGCUGAGCGCCUGCGGAUUGCCGGCCUACACCAACUAUGUGAGAGGGUUUCAAGGCUGCCUGGAUUACAUCUUUAUACAGCCAGACUGCAUGCAGGUGGAGCAGGUGAUCCCUCUGCCCAGCCUCGAGGAGGUCACCACCUACGAGGCUCUGCCCAGCGUGGCUCACCCCUCUGACCACAUCGCUUUGGUUUGUGACCUCCGGUGGAACCCCUGACCUCCAACCAUGAUGGACAGAGAUGCUUAAACACA